Marmota monax (woodchuck) is the source of this 8908-nucleotide messenger RNA. RefSeq names its product WW and C2 domain containing 2 (gene Wwc2). Gene Ontology annotation, cellular component: cytoplasm. Bases 352 to 3927 code for a protein of 1191 amino acids. The transcript is spliced from 23 exons. NCBI's taxonomy places the organism in Eukaryota, Metazoa, Chordata, Mammalia, Rodentia, Sciuridae. Gene Ontology annotation, molecular function: kinase binding; molecular adaptor activity. Gene Ontology annotation, biological process: cell migration; negative regulation of organ growth; regulation of DNA-templated transcription. The record is from RefSeq and is a predicted model, not a curated record.
UCCGAGCCCAGACGGCGUCGGCUUGGGCAGCCUGGGCGCCGCGACCCUCGGCGGCCACAGGGGGACUGGGAGGAGGAGGAGGAAGAGGCGGAGGCAGCAGCGGCGGCGGCGAGGAGGAGGAGGAGGGUUCGCUUGCCUGCUCCGACGCAGACAUGGUGGACUGAUCCCCAGCGGGGCCGAGAGCAGGGUUUCCUGAGGCGUCCCCCGCGCGUGGCCCCGCCGAGCAGCGCGCUCCGCAGCCCCUCGCCGGCGCCCGCGUCGGGUGCGGCGGCCAGGCCGGGCAGUAGUGUUCCCGCUGCGUUCCGCGCCGGGUCCCUAUGGAGGCGCCGCUCGCCGGCGAGGCCGCUGACCAUGCCUAGGAGAGCCGGGAGCGGGCAGCUGCCGCUACCCCGGGGCUGGGAGGAGGCCAGGGACUACGACGGCAAGGUCUUCUACAUUGACCACAACACCAGGAGGACCAGCUGGAUCGACCCCCGGGACAGGUUAACGAAGCCCUUGUCAUUUGCUGAUUGUGUUGGGGAUGAGCUGCCAUGGGGAUGGGAAGCAGGGUUUGACCCUCAGAUUGGUGUCUACUACAUCGAUCACAUCAACAAAACCACGCAGAUAGAAGAUCCAAGAAAACAAUGGCGAGGGGAACAGGAGAAAAUGCUCAAGGACUAUCUCUCAGUGGCUCAGGAUGCACUCAGGACACAGAAGGAGCUGUACCACGUGAAGGAACAAAGACUGGCUUUGGCCCUAGAUGAAUAUGUACGAUUAAAUGAUGCCUAUAAGGAAAAGUCAAGUUCUCACACAAGCCUAUUCUCAGGAUCUUCAUCCAGUACUAAAUAUGAUCCUGAUAUUUUAAAAGCUGAGAUCUCCACUACACGAUUAAGGGUAAAAAAGCUGAAGAGAGAACUCUCACAAAUGAAGCAAGAACUGCUCUAUAAAGAACAAGGCUUUGAAACAUUGCAACAAAUCGAUAAAAAAAUGUCUGGAGGCCAAAGUGGGUAUGAACUUAGUGAAGCCAAAGCCAUUCUAACUGAACUGAAAUCUAUCAGAAAGGCAAUUAGCUCAGGAGAAAAAGAAAAACAAGAUCUGAUGCAGAGUCUUGCUAAGCUGCAGGAGCGGUUUCAUUUGGAUCAGAACAUUGGCAGAUCUGAGCCAGAUUUGAGAUCAAGUCCUAUGAAUUCUCAUUUAUCUCUCUCCAGACAGACCCUUGAUGCCGGGUCACAAACAAGCAUUUCUGGAGAUAUUGGAGUGAGAAGUAGAUCGAAUUUAGCUGAAAAGGUCAGGCUAAGCCUACAGUAUGAAGAAGCCAAAAGAAGUAUGGCCAACUUAAAAAUUGAACUGUCAAAGUUGGACAGUGAGGCUUGGCCAGGGAUGCUAGAUAUUGAGAAGGAGAAGUUGAUGCUGAUUAAUGAAAAAGAAGAACUUUUGAAGGAACUGCAGUUCGUCACUCCGCAAAAACGCACACAAGAUGAAUUGGAACAUCUGGAAGCUGAAAGGCAGAGACUAGAGGAAGAGCUGCUGUCCGUGCGGGGUGCACCGAGCCGGGCUCUGGCUGAGAGAUUGAAAUUGGAAGAGAGAAGAAAAGAACUGCUACAGAAACUUGAAGAAACUACUAAAUUAACUACUUACUUGCAUUCACAACUUAAAAGCCUCUCUGCCAGCACGUUGUCCAUGUCAUCUGGGAGCAGCCUGGGUUCCUUGGCAUCCAGUCGGGGCUCGCUGAACACCUCCAGCAGAGGGUCUCUCAACUCCCUCAGUUCCAGUGAGCUCUACUUCAGCAGUCAGGGUGAUCAGAUAGAUGUGGAUUAUCAGUAUAAACUGGACUUCCUUCUCCAAGAGAAGAGUGGUUACAUUCCUUCCGGACCUAUCACUACCAUCCAUGAAAAUGAGGUGGCCAAGUCCCCCAGUCAGCCUGGCCCAAGUGGACUCUGUGGGGUGGCAGCUGCAGCAGCUGGCCACACUCCCACCCUGACUGAGGCCCCCAAGUCUGUGACAUCCCUAUCUUCAAGGUCCUCCCUUUCUUCCUUGUCGCCUCCUGGCUCUCCUUUGGUCUUGGAAGGCACUUUUCCCAUGUCUUCUCAUGACUCCUCUCUUCAUCAGUUCACUGCUGACUUUGAAGACUGUGAAUUGAGUAGCCAUUUUGAAGACAUUAGCCUUGGUGAAAAUCCCAUACUGCUCGAUUCAGAUUCAGUAGGAGCAUCCCAGUCUCUUUUAGAGGACAAAGACCUUAAUGACUGUGCUGGGGAGCCAUUAUAUGAAGGAACUACAGAUGUGGAAAAAUCAUUACCAAAAAGAAGAGUAAUUCACUUGCCUGGGGAGAAAACUGCUUGUGUGUCGGCUGCCGUGUCUGAUGAGUCUGUGGCUGGAGACAGUGGGGUCUACGAAGCCUCCAUGAAACAGCCUAGUGAAAUCGAAGAUGUUCCAUUCAGUGAAGAGGAUGUUGCCACUGUGGAGACAGCCCAGGUGCAGAUAGGACUCAGAUAUGAUGCAAAAAGUUCAAGUUUCAUGGUGAUUAUAGCACAACUACGAAAUCUUCAUGCCUUCUUGAUACCUCAUACUUCGAAGGUGUAUUUUAGGGUUGCUCUUCUUCCCUCCUCAACUGAUGUCAGCUGUCUAUUUCGAACAAAAGUCCAUCCACCCACAGAAUCUGUGCUGUUCAAUGAUGUGUUCAGAGUAGCCAUUUCCCAAACAGCUUUGCAGCAGAAGACGUUAAGAGUUGAUCUUUGCUCUGUCAGUAAACACCACAGGGAAGAAUGCUUGGCUGGAACUCAGAUCAGCCUGGCAGACUUACCAUUUUCUAAUGAGAUUUUCACUCUGUGGUAUAAUUUGCUUCCUUCCAAGCAAAUGCCUUGCAAAAAGAAUGAAGAAGAAAAUGAGGACUCUGUAUUUCAAUCAAACCAGCCAUUAGUAGAUUCAAUAGACUUGGAUGCAGUAUCAGCCUUACUUGCAAGAACCUCAGCUGAACUAUUGGCUGUGGAACAAGAAUUAGCACAAGAAGAAGAAGAAACAGGGCCAGAAGAACAGAGGGGUCCAGAAGGAGAUUGGUUAACAAUGCUAAGAGAGGCCUCUGAUGAAAUUGUGGCUGAAAAAGAAGCUGAGGUUAAAUUGGCAAAGCACAAUAGCUGUAUGAAAGACUUAAGUUCAUGCACUAAUGUGCCGAAGAUGGAUGAAGGCGAGUGGAGGAAAGAAAAUGAGGUUGCCAAAGACUGUAGACAUCAGCCACCCGCUGGAGUACCCACCCUGGUUGACAAAGAGACAAAUACUGAUGACGCAGUUAAUGACAGUAUGGCAGUUCGCCCCAAAGACCGCAGCAGUCUGAGCUCUCAACAGCAUCCGUUUGUGAGGAGCAGCAUGAUAGUGCGCUCACAGACCUUUUCUCCAGGCGAGCGAAGCCAGUACAUUUGCAGGUUAAAUCGGAGUGACAGUGACAGUUCAACCUUGGCUAAAAAAUCACUGUUUGUGAGAAACUCCAGUGAACGGUGCAGUUUGCGGGUCAAAAGGACGGUUUGCCAGCCAGUCCUCAGAAGGACAGCCCAGGAAUGCCCAGUACGCACAUCUCUAGACCUAGAACUGGAUCUUCAGGCCUCUCUUACCCGACAGAGUCGCCUCAAUGAUGAGCUACAGGCUCUGAGGGGCCUUCGGCAAAAGCUGGAAGAACUGAAAGCUCAGGGAGAGACUGAUCUUCCACCAGGUGUGCUGGAGGAUGAGCGAUUCCAGAAGCUCCUGAAACAAGCUGAGAAGCAGGCUGAACAGUCAAAAGAAGAACAGAAACAAGAUUUGAAUGCAGAAAAAUUGAUGAGGCAAGUCUCCAAGGACGUGUGUCGACUUCGGGAACAGAGCCGGAAGGUGCCUAGGCAGGUGCAGUCCUUCAGGGAGAAGAUUGCCUACUUCACCCGAGCGAAGAUAAGCAUCCCGUCCCUGCCAGCUGAUGAUGUGUGACUUCAUGGCUUAACAAAUUGUUUCUCACCUGUUUACUUUCUUAGGGAGGGCAAAAGACUGAACAAUUUGCUUUUUCUUUCUUUCUUUCUUUCUUUUUUUUUUGUAACAUAUAAUUGUCAACUCUUGAAGAAUUUUCAUUUUAUACCAGAUUUUCAAUAUGUUAAUUUGUAAAGUAACUUGAAUGUAAUCCUUAUGUGUUUAAAGAAAGACAAAACAUCUGAUAACAAAAAUGGGAUAAUCUGGCACACCAAUGUGCAGCGCACGUGUGUCCCCAGUGGCUCCAUCGCGUAUGUGGACAAGAGGCAGUGAGUACCAGUGUCUACCCCUGAGCUGACUGCUGGGAAGCAGCUUGUGUCAGUGGCGUUCUGGGAUUUUCUUUGUUUCCUUGUGAGGAGACUGUGAAGGUGGCAGUGGUGCCAUGCAGUGUUUCUGAGCUAGAAAGCCGCUCUUCCUGUUGGCAGUGAGCACAGAGCUGAGUCCUGCACAGGUGCUGUGCUCAUUCCCAUCACCUGUGUCAGAACACUUAAGUUCCUUAAAACAGCUUCCUCUCUGUCCUUUUCAUAAUUGUCUUUAGACAACUAUACUGAAUGUAAGGAUAUCAAGAAUGCCAAGGAGCAGUACUCCUUACUACCUUAAAGAUCUUAGACAUUGAGGGCAAGGUGGAAGAGAGAAGCACACCAGAAAUCCUAAAAUACACUACAGGAGCUCAAAAGAGGAGCAGCUGCUACUUCUGACUUCACCUGAAUUUGCAAGUGAUCCAGUUUCUAGUCUGCACCAAUGCUCUGUCCUAGGCGUGAGAAUGGUGCCAGCGAGAAGCUCAUGGGGUCCUGGGUUCCAGGGCCAGACAGCACUGUGAGGUAGAGGGGACGCAUUCUCACUCAUUGGUGAAGCCAAGAACAGAGGAAAUGGUGUGUCUGAAUUGAAUUGAAGUUGCCAAAAUAAAUAGUUUAUCAAACAGAUUUCUGACAUUUACUAGAAAUCACUUUGCAGCUCUCAUUUUUAAGGGAUUCUAUCUAUAAUUUGUGGUAAGUAGUUGGGAAGCAAAGGAAAGAGUGCCUGGGAGGGAAUUAUUAAUUUGGAGAAUAAGGUAAAUCAUUUGUUUAACAAGAAGGAAAGAAAAAGAAACUAUUUUGGAUGAACAAGUUUGGCAAUAUAAACUGACUAAAGCGUCCUGUUUCCCACUGUAGUAUUUUAGCUUACACAGCCCAGGCACUUCUUUAAAGAAAUAAGUCCUCAGUAUAGCUUUGCCACCAAAAGGCUUUUACAGUAUAUAGUCUAUAGGCAAUUUAAGCCAUACUUAUUAUUCAGUCUGUUAUACUGGAAGAAGCAGUUUUUGGUUAGCCGUCUUGUAUAGCAAACUAAGUUCUUUUUUUUUUUAAGAAAUGCAAAGUCAUCUUAAAGAAGAAAAAGUUUUGUUCCUAUGCUGGAAUUCUCACUAGCAAAAAAUUUUAUUUUCUUGAAACUAAUUAUACAUAUUUUGGAAAAUUUAUUUUAUCAGAAUCAAAGCCCUUAAGCAGUUUCUGAGCCUAAAAGUUUCUUUUUUUUUUCUAAAUAUUCCAUAACUCAAAUGCAAAUUUCUUGGAAGAUAUAACUGGAUGUGACCCCUGCCUUGAACAAAACCCAGCCUAUUGAUGGACUGUACAGUCCUUCUAGGCUGCCCAAUCUAGUGUUAAAUGAAUAAGGCAAAUUAGAAAAAAAUACCAUUCAUCCUUGUUAAGGUCAAAUGUGAAAGAAGUUUAUUUAAUGUAGAGUUAAAUGAAGGUCAGCUGUUUUCAGCUUCUUAGUUUGACCAUGAAAAUGUUUAUAGAACUUGUGUAGUUGUGCCGUACGAUUUUAUUUUCUUCAUUUAUUUAUUUACGGUCUUAUUUAUGUUCUGUUUAAUAUAUAGUUUGGUUCUGGCCAUUUUAAAUGUUUGACAUAGAAGAGGCUAUAUUGGAGUAUUUUACAGCUUUAUAAACUUCACCAGAUUAACUGUUAACUUUUUGUAAUACAAAAAGUUUCAGACAAGUAUUAAAGAAUAAAAUCUGUCUCAGGCUGGUAGUUAACAGUGUGACCAAGAGACUUUUGGUUUUAUUUUACAAAAUUUGCUUAUUCUAACAUGAGAGGCAAACUUAUUUUAAUAUAAUCCUUUCCACGCUUUAAAAAUCAGCAAUAGUGUUAUGUAUUUAUAGGCAGCUUUUAAUACUCUUGUCAUAUUUGUACUAACCCAAAAGAUUCACAAUGACAAAACUUUUUACUAACUUUGAUCACAAAACCAUAUGGACAAAUAUGAAUUUUAAUAUAAAUACUAUUUUAAAAAGGUAGAAUUUAUUCUGCACAGGGUAAAAAGAAUGUAAUAUUUAGAUCUCAAUUUUGAAUUAUCAGUAUGUUAUUACAAUUUUGUAUAUCAGAAUCUUAAGUGUUACAGGUACAAAAAGAAUAUUACUAGCCAAAUGAACAAAGUUUAGCUGAAUCUCUGUAGCAUGCAAAUCCAAUAAAAUUAAAGUUGUUUUUUUUUUUUUUUUUUUUUUUUUGCUAUGGCUUUAUAUUGUAUUAAAUAUCAAAAGCUCAGGAUUGAACUAAAUAUUUAAUCAGGUUAAAUUCUGAAUAUGUUCCUGCUUUAAUUUGUCCUGUUUGUCAAAGUUUGCAAAUACAUCACAUAGAUUAACUUUGGUUUCUGCACUUUCCAUGUGUUUGCGGAUGGGGGAAAAAAAUUCAACUUUUUUUAAACAAAGAUACAUAUUGCUUAAUACUUUUCUGUUGCCUAUUGUUCAGUUAAUUUCCUUGAUUGGCACAAACACAAGAGUUUACUUGAAUCAUGUAUCAAGCAAAUACAAAAUGUUCCACAAAGAAUUCCCCGAGCCAGAAGUUUGCUAUGAGUAGCUCUUGUUUGGACUAUAUGUAUUGCUGACUUUAAAGAGAAGAAAAAUGGAGCAUCUUCCUUGUGCAAGGGAAAUGAAGGGCUCCCAAGUGCAUGCUCUGGCAUAGCACACCUAAGCUGGCACUAUGCCUUCUGCCCACGCACGUCUGGACCUGCCAUGCCCCCUGUGGCUGCUCAGAGCCAGGGGAGGAUAGGAAGGUCGACCAUGAAGUGAGCAUAGGACACAGAAGCAGAUACACAUUUGUGUGGCAGAUUCUACAUGAAUCUUCCAGAACACAAGAUUGCCCUCCUCUGCUUGAGGACAUGAAUGAAUGUAAAGGACUUCUGGAACAGGUACCAUAGAGGUACUGAAGCCCCUGAUUGAAAAGGAUGAUUCAAAACCUUUAAAUAGCCAGCAAUUUUUUAGUGUAAUCAGGUGUCAUGCGUUUAAGAUAAAUAUGCAGAGAGAUCUUAGUUUCAUUAUUAUAGGUUAUCCUAAAAACCUGAAGGAAGUAAAUGAUUAGCAGUAAUGUUUCUAAUUGCCAAAAUUAUUCAUCUCCAUAUGAAUAAUACCUUCAAAGAUAUGUAACUACUAAAAUGACAUUUCAUUUACCAGUUUUGUUCAAUCACUGAGCCUGUUUUAAAAUUGAGAGAACUCUUAUACAGAAAUGAAUGUGAUUACUAUUAGGUCUUGAUUGGUUUUGGUCCAAGUAGAAAAUAAAUGUUGUUUACCAGUCUUAGAAAGAAACUGUUUUUUAAAGAAACUAAUAGUCACAAGGGGAAAAGUGCAUUUUAGGUAAUCAAAAGCAUAAUGAAUGGGUGACUGUGCAGCAUGAGAUCCUACCGAAUCCAGAGUUGAGCAAGCAUCACCUUGAAGAGUAGAUACCACUGAUCCCUCCUGGCUUAGACUUUUGGGUUGGUGUUUUUCAUCUCUACUUGUUGACAGUGAUCUUGCAUUUCUGCCACUGCAUAGUGGCCAGAAGCUCCAGGGGCUGGGGUGGAACAGGCUGCACAGUAGAGCAGACACCCUCCUAGCAGAAGAGAAAAGCCAGCAGACCAGCCAGUAAAGAGGGCUUCCCCAAACUCCCACCUGGGAACAAUCUCUGGGAUGGUCUCAUCCCAGAACUCCUGAACUGUCAGGUAGGCAACCCAGGAGACUGGAACGAGGGCUGUGACUCCCGAGGUCCAGAACAGAACUCCUCCCAGGAUUAACAGUCGCUUCUUGAGAUCUUGCUGUCUGUCUACAAUUCUCAAACAGUCCAGGCCAAACCCCGAGACCAGCAGGCCCAGGAAUCCCAGCCCGUUCGACAGAAACAUUAAAAUCCGGGAGAUUCUGAGUUCAGCCGGCAAAGCCAGGAAGGAAUCAAAGUCCUUGCACUGCCUCCCCACAUCCUCCUGGAUGACGCAGGUUUUCCAGAGUCCCAUGGUCCAAUUUUCCAUUUCAUUUAAGUCCAGGUUGAGGUUCUUCCAGUGCGGCAGAUAGUUUGUAAGGCAGGCUAAAACCCAUCCCAGCAAAGAAAAUAAAAGUCCAAUAGACUGCAUUGCUAUUCUAAAGACUAAAGCCAUCAUGAAAUCCCGCCAGGCUUAGCCAACCCUACUCCUGCCCUCCGGUUGCUAUGAAAAGAAGUGUGACACUUGAGUUAUCUCUUGUGGAGUUCAUAAAUAUUUUUUCAUUGUGUAUAUAGGAGGAUUCUUGCCAGAGUUGAUACUGUUUGAUUCCAUGAUGAAAAGGUCUCAGAAAAGGAUAGGGAAAUAAUGCUGUAAACCAGUAAUGCCAAGGUGUGGCCCAGAUCAUAUUCAUGUCCUAUGGUCUGAAUUCUGUAGAAAGCACUUUGUCAGUAAAAUAAAUUAAGUAGUACUAAUCCUCCUUUCAUUGUUAAGGUAUAAAUGGCUUUCUUGUUGUUCCUUUUCUAACAAAUCAAAGAAUUAAGAAGUCUAAAUGCAAAAAUGUUUAAUUGAAGGUUUUGGUUCAGCUCCUCCUGCUUUCUAUCAUGCUAAUUGCACCUGUCAGAUUUUCUUCUGUUACAGUUCUCACAUUUCAAUGUGUAUGUUAUGAUAAUACUGAGAGUUUUCAUUUUUAAAAAAAUAGGUUCAAGAAAAGUAUUUCUUAACCAAAUAAAUCAAUCUUAUCAGAAAUCUCUA